GGGUCGGAAGAAAAGAAAAGGUCUCUUCACUCUACCACUUUGUGCGUCUGCAGCUUUGUCUUCUUCCAUUGCUCUGCAACCGACAGAGUAAUAGAGGGAAGAGAGAGAAAUCUCUGCAGACCGACCGCCGGCGAAACUCCACAAUCCGCCGCCGCGCCCCAUUUUUCUUCAAUGUUUUCUUCUACUUCGUUCUUAUCAUAAUCUUCUUCUUCUUCUUCUUCUUCUUCUUCUUCUUCUCCUCCUCUUCCCUUUUUAUCCUCUCUCUUCUUGCUUUGUUCCCACGGCAUAUCUUUUUCUUUUUGCUUUGAUGCGCACUCGUGGAGGGGGAAGCCCGAUUCGAUCUCGUUUGGAGGCUAUAUUUGGGGGUUUUGUUGAUAUGCUGAUUUUCGAGAGCUCUGGAGGACAUUAAAGGAACCCUAGCGUUCUUUCGAACGUGUUUUUCGUCGAUUCUGGCUGAUCCAUUUGGUUUCAAGUGGAGGAAGAACAAAAAUAGGGGGGUUUACUGUGUGAAUAUGCUUUGGCUGAUGAGGUUAUCGGGGGUUUUCUCCGCUGGAAUGGUGAUGAUUGUGCUUGCUCCGGCUUUGCAAUCGUUUCCUCCGGCGGAAGCCAUCCGGUCAUCUCAUCUCGAUUUUUACCUCCGUCUACCUGUUGAUACCGCCUAUUCGAGGUCGUUGAACCGAUUCUCCUUCCGGAAGGCAUCUACAUUUCGCAAUGCCGGUCAAUGCGGUGGCGGUGACUCGAAAUUUUCUGGGAGGUUCGGUGUGUGCGAUCCGAAUUUGGUUCAUGUAGCCAUUACGCUUGAUGUGGAGUACCUUCGUGGUUCGGUUGCGGCCGUCAAUUCGAUUCUUCGAAACUCCCUCUGUCCGGAGAGUGUUUUCUUUCAUUUUCUCGUUUCGGAUACCAAUCUCGAAGACUUCGUGCGAUCCACCUUCCCUCAGUUGAAUUUCAAAGUGUACUAUUUCGAUCCGGAGAUUGUGCGGAAUCUGAUAUCCACAUCGGUGAGGCAGGCGCUGGAGCAGCCGCUCAAUUAUGCUAGAAAUUACUUGGCUGGGUUGCUCGAGUCCUGUGUUAAGAAGGUAAUUUACCUGGAUUCUGAUCUUAUUGUGGUGGAUGAUAUCCGAAAGCUAUGGACAACGAACUUGGGAGAGUGGACAAUCGGAGCUCCUGUGUACUGCCACGCCAAUUUCAGCAAGUAUUUCACGGCGCGUUUCUGGUCAGAUGAGAGAUUUUCUGGCACAUUUGCCGGAAGAAAACCCUGCUAUUUCAACACCGGCGUGAUGGUCAUAGAUCUGGUUAAGUGGAGGAAUGGUGGGUACACGGAGAAGAUUGAAUGGUGGAUGAAGCUUCAGAAGAGUAAUCGCAUCUACGAACUCGGGUCACUGCCGCCGUUCCUGUUGGUCUUCGCCGGAAACGUGGCGACCAUAGAGCACCGGUGGAACCAGCAUGGCUUAGGAGGUGAUAACGUUAGAGGCAGCUGCCGCAACCUCCACCCGGGUCCGACGAGCCUCUUGCAUUGGUCCGGCAGCGGGAAGCCAUGGCUGAGGUUGGACUCAAAACAACCAUGCCCACUGGAUGCUCUAUGGUCACCAUACGACUUGUACGGACACACACUGUGAAAAAACUUCAGGGGAUAUACGAGAGGUCGCCGGUAAAUUUCCCAGCAGGACUGUUUUUGACGCUUUCAAGAUAAUUUUUCCAAUUUUAGUCCUAUAAUUUUCUUUGUUUCCGUCUCUCUCCAGUUACUUUGAGCUUAUUUCUAACUCAUCUUCCAGGCGAUGUGUGUCCUAUUUUACGAUUUUUCCUGGGUCUGAAAAAUAAGAAUGGAAAAAACGGGCUAUUCGAUUUGUUUGUACAGACUUUGCAUUCUUUUAUGAAUGGACACAUGAUGAUGGUUUUCCAUAUAA
Momordica charantia (bitter melon) is the source of this 1904-nucleotide messenger RNA. RefSeq names its product putative galacturonosyltransferase-like 7. NCBI's taxonomy places the organism in Eukaryota, Viridiplantae, Streptophyta, Magnoliopsida, Cucurbitales, Cucurbitaceae. Gene Ontology annotation, cellular component: Golgi apparatus. Gene Ontology annotation, molecular function: glycosyltransferase activity. The record is from RefSeq and is a predicted model, not a curated record.